Macadamia integrifolia is the source of this 1716-nucleotide messenger RNA. Its product is annotated as aspartyl protease family protein At5g10770-like. The record is from RefSeq and is a predicted model, not a curated record. NCBI's taxonomy places the organism in Eukaryota, Viridiplantae, Streptophyta, Magnoliopsida, Proteales, Proteaceae. Gene Ontology annotation, molecular function: aspartic-type endopeptidase activity. Gene Ontology annotation, biological process: proteolysis. The coding region runs from base 51 to 1496 and encodes 481 amino acids. The transcript has 2 exons.
GGUUAUUGCCAGUAGCCAUUGGUUGGAUAACCCAAUACCCAUUAUCACCCAUGGCCAUAAUUAACUACUCUUCCUGCUUCCUUUUCCUCCUCCUUUCAAUUGUUCUUCCUUUGUUUCUCUAUAGGUUUCCAGAGAAGGUGGAGGGCUAUAGAUUUAAAGAAAUAACUGUGAAUAUUGAGCAUCAACGCAAGACCCAUCAUGUCGUUUCACUCAGCUCCUUGAUGCCAGCCGCAGUUUGUUCUACUCCUGCCCAAGGUUCCAAAAGCUUAAGCGGGCUACUGCAAGUAUAUCACAAAUAUGGACCUUGCUCACCACUCAAGAAAGGGAAUGGAAAAAUUCCUAGUCCUCGCCAGAUUCUCAUCAAUGACGUAACUCGAGUCAAGUCCAUCCAUACCAAAUUCUCCAACAAAGACUCAUUAGGAGAUUCUACAGUAUCACUUCCCGCCAACACUGGGGAUUCUGGAAACUAUAUUGUACAAAUUGGAGUUGGAACAUCGAAGCAAGAUUUCACAGUGGUCUUCGAUACUGGUAGUGAUCUCACUUGGAUCCAAUGCAAACCAUGCAGCCAAUGCUAUCCCCAACAAGAUCCCUACUUCGACCCUUCUGCAUCUUCCACCUAUUCCAUCAUCCCAUGUGGCUCCAACGAAUGCUCACAACUGAAUUCAGCAGGCUAUGCGGCACAGUCAUCCUGCAACACCAAUUGCCCCUACCAGGUCAUCUAUGGUGACAGAUCGUACUCUCAAGGGGACUUUGCAACAGACACAUUAACACUUUCCUCUGAUGUUGUCUCCAAUUUCCAAUUCGGGUGUGGUCAGAACAACCACGGUUUAUUUGGUUCUGCAGAUGGAUUACUAGGCCUUGGCCGCAGUCAGAUCUCUAUAGUAUCACAGACUGAUCAAAAGUAUGGAAAGAUUUUCUCCUAUUGUCUUCCAUCCACAACCAGCUCCACUGGUUUUCUUGCUUUCGGUAGCGAAGCGGGUUCUUCUUCUACUCCUCAAUACACUUCACUACAAACAAAUUCCAAUUACCCCAACUUCUAUUUCCUAACUAUGACGGGUAUAAGUGUUAAUGGGCAGAGUCUGUCAAUCCCAGAAACAGUUUUUAAAACUUCAGGAACCAUUAUAGACUCUGGAACUGUCAUCACUCGUUUAGCACCAACAGCUUAUUCGGCUCUUAAGUCAGCAUUUCAACAAGCAAUGUCCAAGUAUCCCACUGCCCCAUCGGAUUCACUAUUGGACACAUGCUAUGACUUGUCUGGAUACACUAAUGUAGACUUGCCACAAAUAGUAUUACAUUUUGAGGGAGGCACUGAUUUGAAUGUUGAUAAGUCUGGAAUUCUGUAUCAAGAUAGCUCAACUCAAUCUUGCUUGGCUUUUGCUGGAAACGACGCUGAUACUGAUAAGGGGAUCGUUGGAAAUAUGCAACAGAAGACAUUUGAGGUGGUUUAUAAUGUGGCAGGAGAAAAGCUGGGAUUUGGCACUGGAGCUUGUAGCUAAUGAGAACCAGCCCUUUGUAAUCAUAUGGCCAGAGAAUAAGCGAUUGAGUGAUUAGCAAUAAGAAGAUAAUGUAGUGGGUUACUUCUAUAUAUAAUUAUAUAGGGAUCCUUGUGGGCUUGUAUUUUUUUUAUUUUUUUUUUCCGGUUGCUUUGUAUCCCCCUCCAAGGGGCUGUCCUUGGUGUGAGUUGUUUAUGUCUUGGUUUCUUGGCUGUUUGUAUAA